GUGUGCAUUUAGAAAAAACAAAACAAAUGGGCCCUACAUUAUUGAGAGAAAAAGAUAGAUAUUAUUGAAAUCCUAGAUUACUUAGAGCAAUAAGGGGGCAGAUUCAUUGUACCUGGGUCUCAGCUGAGAGUGUGUGCAAGUGAAGUGAGUGAACUCCACCGAAGAAUCCUUCGAUCCGAUUAUCGCCCAUGGCUGCAGAACCCACGCGCCCCGCCAAAAUCAUCGCCGCCGCCGAUGAUUUCGGAACUCCUCUCAAAGACGCCCUCGUCGCACACCUCCGCUCCCUCAGCAUAGAAGUCGAGGAUCUCGGAACCUCUUCCUACUACUCCGCCGGAGCCGAGGUCGGUCGCCGAGUCUCCCAAUCCUCCGCCGUCCGCGGCCUCGUCGCCUGCGGCACAGGCGCCGGCGUCUCUAUCUUCGCCAACAAAUUCCCUGGCGUCUACGCGGCCACCUGCCUCACCCCUUCCGACGCCAUCAACGCCCGCUCCAUCAACAACUCCAACGUACUCGCCGUUUCCGGCAAGUACACAACGCCGGAAGCCGCAAUCGAGAUCCUGGACACGUGGCUGAACACGCCGUUUAAGUCCGCGUGUCCCGCCAACGAGGGCGAGCCCUGGCCGCGGGAGAUCCAGACGUUUCUGGACCACUCACUGGUGGAGAUGCCGGAGAUCGGUAAAGAAGGAGCGUUCGAUACGUGCGCAGUGUGCUGUCUGGUGAAGAACCGGGAACUGAAUCCGAUCGAGUUGAUUCCGGGCGGUUCGAUGAAGAUCGUGAGGGAGACUCCGACGUCAGCGUUCGUGAGGUUCAAGGCCGGAAGCGUGGAGCCCGCGCACCACCACACAUUCGGGCACGACUUGGUGGUUUUGGAAGGGAAGAAGAGCGUUUGGAAUCUGACGAAGGAAGAGAGAUACGAUCUGAUUGUUGGGGAUUACUUGUUCACUCCCGCAGGCGAUGUGCAUAGGGUUAAGUACCACGAGGAUACUGAGUUUUUCAUCAAGUGGGAUGGGCAUUGGGAUAUGUUCUUCGAUGAGGAUCUUGACACUGCCAAAAAAGCUAUCGAUAAGGACUUAACUUUAACCAACUCCACCGUUUCUUAAUCUCUUCAAUUUCCUCUGCUUUGUAUCAUAUUCCUUAAUAAGCUCCUCUCUCUACUCUGUUUCUUCAAUCUUUGUAUGACAUCUUUCAAU
This is a messenger RNA of Vigna umbellata (rice bean), 1187 nucleotides long. RefSeq names its product DNA damage-repair/toleration protein DRT102. Gene Ontology annotation, biological process: carbohydrate metabolic process. Lineage: Eukaryota; Viridiplantae; Streptophyta; Magnoliopsida; Fabales; Fabaceae. The record is from RefSeq and is a predicted model, not a curated record. Gene Ontology annotation, molecular function: isomerase activity.